AUGUUCCUACAAACACUAACCCCUUUGCUCGGCCUGGUCGUCGUUGCUGCCGGCCAUGGCGCGGUGACGAGCUACACCAUCGAUGGCAAGAACUAUCCAGGAUAUGAGGGCUUCGCGCCCGCAACUUCGCCACCGACAAUCCAACGACAAUGGCCUGACUAUAAUCCUACCAUGACCGUCAACGACAUCAAGAUGCGCUGCAACGGUGGAACUUCGGCGCCCCUGACGGCCAACAUCAAGGCUGGUACUAACGUCACGGCAAACUGGAAGCAGUGGACGCACGCUCAGGGCCCUGUGAUGGUUUGGAUGUACGACUGCGGUAGCGACUUCAAGAGUUGCGCCGGCGAUAAGCAAGGCUGGUUCAAGAUUGACCAGAUGGGCCUUUGGGGCAAUAACCUCAACAGCGAGAACUGGGGACUGCCAUCGUCCUUAAGCAGCUCAAGUGGUCUAGCAAGAUCCCAGGCAACAUCAAACCCAGAAACUACCUGA
Molecule: messenger RNA, 489 nt
Organism: Colletotrichum spaethianum
Lineage: Eukaryota; Fungi; Ascomycota; Sordariomycetes; Glomerellales; Glomerellaceae
Product: cellulose-growth-specific protein
Exons: 2
Coding region: 1-489 (162 amino acids)
Source: RefSeq, a predicted model, not a curated record